AUGGCCAGUUUUGCGGGCCACAAGAGCGUGCCAUUGGAUGAGAUUCUCCAGCUUCACCAAAACAUCCAUCUUCUCGGCCCCGGCGUACGGGAAUGCCUAGUCUGUUGUACCAACGACGACGUGAUGGCGGCGCUGCUGGAUGGGUUGGCUACCCUCUGCAUACUCUAUGAAGCCGCACGCGUCAAGUACUCGGAAGCAAGUGCGUCAGGGGACGUGAACUGUUCCACCCGUGUCGCGAUACAUCCGGCCGCCCACCCCUUCCCAGGCGAUUCGACCGCACCAGCUGAAAAGACAGGCGAGGGGAACGAGCAUCAUGUACACCCCACACCCAAAUCAGUACCCAAUGCUAUACCGCCAGUGGUUCUUGGGAGGGUUGAACUCACGGAUACCGAAGCACAUUUAGUUGCUGCCACACUCAUCAAGCAAGGGCUCUCCCAAAUCCGCUCACACCUCCGAGAUCUACAACAACACAUGACAAAGUGUCUAAUGGCCGACAAGAUGACACGCAGCAGUUACGAUAUAUACAAAAGAAGGCUGCGUGCCAUAUUGUUGCCGCGCCCCACCUUCUAUCUCUUCCCAGACAACAUUGCAAUACAGAAACAAAUUUCGAUGUCGCCCGUGACAGACCGGAUACGGAACUGUUGCGACCAGUGCGCCCAUUCCAAGAUCAGAUCCACCGGAGCCGGCCAGGAUCGUCCUUCAUCGACUACUGCGGCAUUAUCCUCAUCGCCUGUUAUGAGAGUAGCCCCAGCCCUUCCCGGCGAGUCCAACCGUGAUCAAUCACAGACGAUACUUGAUGGAGAAGUUUCGCACUAUGUUGAUCAUGAUCACCACACCGACGUUCCUGGAGCUGGCUUGGCACUGGAUGAUACGAUUGUGGAUUUUCUGGACUCGCUGGCCAAUCCGCAUUUGCAGCAUCCCCUAUCAGCAGAUCACUUGGCUUCGGCGCCGGACAUACCCAUGGAUAUCAACAAUGCAAUUUACAACCAGACACAUGAGGAUGUUUUCAUGAGCAUCGAGCAGUCCCUGACGAUGACUGACCUGAGCACUCCAUUAUCAUCCCCGCCCGCUGACAGCUCUCAACUUGAACAAGGGCUGUCGGGCCUCCUCGACGAUUCCAGGAUAAGCAGAAUUGUGGAUGGUAUGAUAAACUCCCCAUUACAGGAGAGAUGUCUCGCAUGCGCCACAGAUUUACGCGACCAGUGUUUACAUGCUACCGCCCAUGGCGGCUCGGCCGACGACAAGCUGUGUCGAUGUCCUACGAUGCUGAACAAGUUAUAUCUUGUUGUCAUGGACCCUAAGCUAUCUCAGCCCACCAGACUGCUGCCCUUGGACUUGAUCCUCUUUCUGGAACAGGCUCUGCAGAAUACUGUUGAGAUGAUGAAGCAAUGCACGGUCUGUGGCAGCUCAAUUCUCUCCUCGGCAAAUGGAAUUACACUGUGCAUGGCCGCGAAUUGGAUAGUCAACAGCAUCCAGAUAGCGCUGGAGAGCGAACUUGACACGUUUACAAGUAGGAUGUCGUCGCAUUCAUUAUGGGGCUGCCCUGAGCGCCACACCAUAGAGGUGGGCGCGGCGAGGGAGCACCAUCAUGGCAAUGCUACAAAGGCUGCUGCUGUGCCGCCGUCCCUGGACCCUCGCAACUCCUUGAGGAUUGGGAUAUGGAGCGCAUCGAGCGAGGCAUGGGCUUUAUGCGUAUCUGCCAUUCUAGCAAAACGAAUCAAGAGAAUACAACAAAUGCUCUCUGCGGUAGGCGGAAAUAGGAUGGAGGUCGCGGAGAUGGCCAACAACACGACAACAGUCAGGGCAAAAUACGAGAUGGCAAAAGACAUACGCACCAAGACGGAUUUACUAUUGGGCAUGGUUAGAACCUGGGUGUAUGAAUGCCACCGGCGAUAUUGA
This is a messenger RNA of Diaporthe amygdali, 1899 nucleotides long. RefSeq lists its product as uncharacterized. Bases 1 to 1899 code for a protein of 632 amino acids. The record is from RefSeq and is a predicted model, not a curated record. NCBI's taxonomy places the organism in Eukaryota, Fungi, Ascomycota, Sordariomycetes, Diaporthales, Diaporthaceae. The transcript has 3 exons.